CUAACACACGCAGUCGUCGCUCAACGGUUAUCGCUAAUCGCAGAGCCCCCAUCCCCCCUCUCCGGCACAAAAUGUCAACAAAAGAGGAAUUCAUAUUUCGACGCGCUGAGAUUGCGGACAUAAAGGCAGUGCGGGAAAUGAUCCAAGAACUGGCCGAUUUCGAGCGUUAUAGCAAUGGGCCGGAACUCAGUGAGGAGGAUCUGAUACGCGAUGCUGGUCUGACUGGUCAGCAAGAAUUAUGUCACAUAUAUGUGCUUAUUGAUAAUGCUACGCAGCAGGCUAUUGGUUAUGCCAUCUGCUUCAAUUCCUAUUCCACGUGGCAGGGACGCGCCUACUUUCUGGAGGAUCUCUAUGUGCGCCCGGCACAUCGUAAGCGUGGCGCCGGCGCCCGCAUAUUCCGAGAAGUAGCAGCAAUCGCUUUCAAACUUAAUUGCAAACGCUUGGAGUUUCAUGUUCUCUGCUGGAACCCAGCGAGGGAGUUCUACGAGCGUCUGGGUGCAAGCAACCUCACAGCCAUCGAAGACGCCUGGCAAUAUUAUCGCGUCGAUCAACAACAGUUGGCUAAGCUGGCGGGUGAACUGGCAUAGAAGCCAGUGUAUAUACUAUUUGUUGUCAAACAUUUGGUGAAUAAAUAAAUAGCUUUAACAAUCUCUAA
Scaptodrosophila lebanonensis is the source of this 655-nucleotide messenger RNA. Its product is annotated as diamine acetyltransferase 2. The coding region runs from base 72 to 587 and encodes 171 amino acids. Lineage: Eukaryota; Metazoa; Arthropoda; Insecta; Diptera; Drosophilidae. The transcript has a single exon. Gene Ontology annotation, molecular function: N-acetyltransferase activity. The record is from RefSeq and is a predicted model, not a curated record.